Molecule: messenger RNA, 1677 nt
Organism: Carassius carassius (crucian carp)
Lineage: Eukaryota; Metazoa; Chordata; Actinopteri; Cypriniformes; Cyprinidae
Product: chemokine-like protein TAFA-5
Exons: 4
Coding region: 496-873 (125 amino acids)
Biological process (GO): G protein-coupled receptor signaling pathway
Molecular function (GO): receptor ligand activity; G protein-coupled receptor binding
Source: RefSeq, a predicted model, not a curated record
GUAGCCUCAGUUAAACGGGAGACGCUCAGACGGGACGCACCGUGCCACGCGUCCGCAGUUUUGCCGGCGUCAACUGAACGACGCAGUAGACUACAGACCCUUUGCGCGCGCUUGGACAUGUGUGAGGUCUUUUCCUGGACUUUAACAGAAUUCCAGGGGCGACAGUUUUAUAUGUAGCACGAGGCUCGCGAGUGGAUGUGUGAAGACAUGCGGCGCGUUGCCUGCUAAAUAUUUUGGGACGACCAGUGAGCGAGAGACUAUGCAGCGGAUAACGGGACGAAGUGUCAGAAGCCGCGUUGGAACUCUCUUGCACUGAACUUUAAUCCCUCCGAAUAGAAACCUGUCGCGCGAGCAGUUACGCACUAUCAGCAGAGGCUCGUCCGCAUGGAGAGUGUCCUCACCGAACAAACUGCUCUUCCUGAGAAUAAGGGAAUGUUUCUUCAGUGUCGAGCCGGGAUGGAUGUGCUGUUCUAAACGCAUCUGAUCAGCAGAAAGAUGCAGCAUCUCCGCGUGGCGUGGGCGCUCGCGGGAGCGGCGCUGGGCUUUUUCCUGCUUUUCUUGAUUCAAGCGCAUUUCUUCGGAGAAGGUCAGCUGGCGGCGGGUACAUGUGAAAUCAUGAAUCUGGACAGGGACAACAGUCAGCCAAGGAGGACCAUCGCCCGGCAGACGGCCAGGUGUGCCUGCAGGAAGGGCCAGAUUGCCGGCACGACCAGAGCCAGUCCAGCAUGUGUGGAUGCGCACAUUGUCAGGAGUAGACAGUGGUGUGAGAUGAUGCCUUGUUUGGAUGAUGAAGGCUGUGACCUAUUGGUAAACAGAACGGGCUGGACAUGUGCACAGCCAGGAGGCCGAGUGAAAACAACCACAGUAUCCUGACGCCAGUGGGGGACGAUUUUCCCAAAAGAGGCGCAAUGUAUGGAAGCUCCUCAUCAUUCUCCAAAGCUACAGUGGGGCGGGGGAGGGGAGCAUUCAUCAUAGUCCUGUUAGCCCUGUCUGUCAGUCUCUCCAUUAGUCCUUCAGUCUCAUAAGAUAAGGGGCGAGGACCUCUCGUCAAGACGUAUACAUGGACCAUGAGGAACGGAUCCCCCUGUGCUGUCAAUCAAAGUUGGAACCAGCCAACAUUUUGUUUGCUGACGCCAAAACAAUGGCAAAUGAUCGGUUGCAGGAUCGUUGGUGACCUGGAUUGUGAAACGUGUACGGAUCUAUGAACUUUUACAGACCAAAGAAAUACAGACUAAUUUUCUGUGGGGAAGGAUUUCCAAUAUGAACAUGAAUGCACACAUCAGCUGCUUCAGCUUCAAAUACAAGCAAAAACACACAUACCUGAGCUUUGUAAGGAGUUCUCCCAACCAAACACAUGCAAAAUGGACAACAAAGUCAUUUGCGAUAAAACUGUUGACUUUUCUUCGAUUGUAGAUCUGCUGCCAUUGUUGUGAACGGGACUGAAAUCAGUCAGGAUUUGGAAACGUAGCGAAUGUGGAAGGGGAUUUGUCAAAAACGAAUAUUAUCUACCUGACCUGAAGAGACUAGCGAAGACUUGCGCUUCGGGAGAGACCAUCCGAUGUAUUUUCAGAGUCAAAGUUAUAAAUAUAUAUUUAACAGUUUUAUAUGAUGUACCUUUGUAGCAAACCUUAUUUAACACUGACAGUGUGAUCCUAUUCAUAAAGGGUGAAUUGAAAA